Molecule: messenger RNA, 329 nt
Organism: Drosophila elegans
Lineage: Eukaryota; Metazoa; Arthropoda; Insecta; Diptera; Drosophilidae
Product: metallothionein-4
Exons: 2
Coding region: 103-237 (44 amino acids)
Molecular function (GO): metal ion binding
Source: RefSeq, a predicted model, not a curated record
GAAGGCUUGGCCACUCAGCUGCAGUCAUCAAACAGUGUUUUCUAGCAGCAAAGUUAAUAAGUUCAUUUUAAUAUCCUCAAACGGAAGUCUAAAAAAUACAACAUGGGUUGCAAGGCUUGUGGAACAAACUGCCAGUGCUCGGCCACAAAAUGCGGCGAUAACUGCGCCUGCAGUCAACAGUGCCAGUGCUCCUGCAAGAACGGACCCAAGGACAAGUGCUGCUCCACCAAGAACUAGAUGCAUAUGCCCUUUAUCAAGCUCAUCUGGCUUCGUGUGAUACCUUAACCUUUGGCAUGAAAUCGAAAUAAAUACACAAUCAACUCAUUCAA